UAUAAAAUUGAACAAAAAUCAAAUGUUAUUGACUCUCAAGUGCCUACAAAUAUACAAUGUACUUUGUGUUUUAAAAAUACAAAACGCGUAUAUGUAACAGUAUAGCUUCACAAAUUGGGUGUUACAACAGACCAGUACUAUCAAUUACAUCUUAAUUUUUUUCAGACAGAACAGCAGUCAGAAACAAUUUUAAAAUCCAAUACCACAUAAGUAAACUGUUGUCAAGCUAUUGAUAUCACGAUCAAGCAGUGGUUGUGUAAUCAACUUUAAACAUAUAUACACCGUAUCGGACCCUGCCCUCGUUUCAGUUUUUGACCAUUUGAUAUCUAAUAUUACAUAUAAUGCGAAUCCUGAACAUCGUUCCUACGAAAAGAAUGGCCACGAACUUAAAAAGAUUCAUCCAAGAUGCAAGGUUUAAAACUAAGUAUACGAGACACGCGCUUCGGAUCAAUAAGACUUAUUGGUAGAAAAUUGAAAACAACACGUGUAAUAUUUGUUCGCCUCCGAAGCGCUUUUCUGGAUUAACCUUCACCAGGAACGCUCAAAGCCAACCAUUUGAAAUCCGAAGAUAUAUAAGUACUUCUAAUGAAAAGUGUACGAUACACCCUUGAUGGCAUUUAUGACUGCCAUGGGGCAGAAACCGUAUUAUUUCAACAAUUUAUACAUGUACACGGUAAAUAUACGGAAAUAACCGACGAUGGAUUGCGGGAAAAUUUUAUUAUUAUGUUUGGUUUGAUAUAGUAAUAAACAAUAUAAUAGUACAUGUCUAAAUGUACUUUUAUAUUAUUCAUUUAUGGAUUUCUCUUUCAUGAGUGUUCUUGCAUUUAUUCGUACUGUUUUCCUGUCAAGUAAUUUUAGCAUUCGAACGAUAUUUUUAGCAUUGUCGUAUAAGCGGGAGGUUUAGCUAGCCGUGAAACUAGGUUCAACCCACUUUUUUUUUCUCAAAAUCAGGAAUAUGGCAGUUGUAAUUAAAAGGUUCGUUUCCAUAUUGUCGCAUUGGCGAUUGUUGUGGUUGCAUUUUAUUGUUUCUGUUCUUCCGUUGUUUCCAUCACAAGUUGAUGCGUUCCCCGCGGUUUAGUUCGUUACCCUGAUUUUUUUCUUUCACGUGUAUAUUAUUAUUCUGUUAACAGUGAAGCAAGCAUGCAUAUACAUGAUGUACACUGCAAAACAACUAUCACAACCUUGUUAAUGUAUGUGAUUAUUUAAUUUAAGGUAUGAAAUGAAUGAUAAAGAUAAACCAGCUAGUAUGACGAUAUACACAAUAGGUUAGAUGAUCUCAUAUACAAAUGAUAUGAUUGGGUUAGGUGGACAAUUAUAAACUAGUGUUAAAUAUUAAUCAAAUACAUUCAUAUGUUAUCAAUAUUUACAAAUUGAUAUACUUUGUCUUUAUUUGCAUGAACUUGCAACUUCUGUAUAUGAUGAAUUGCAUUAUCGUGUGUUUUCCGUGACAUGUCAAAAUGCAGUUUUCAUUUAUAAAAUUCAAAUGACUGAUAGUACUGCUCUUAUAUACCGACGAGAAAAAUGGUUAAUAAUUAUACCAAUUUCACUGGAGAAUAUAUUAAGAAAGUGACUGAUAUCGAUAUUGCAGUUACCAUAACAACAUGUUGUCUGUCUAUUAUUGGUGCUCUUAUAAUUUUUAUAAACCUUGGAAGGACAUAUAAACGGGGAGACCAUAUAUCUGAACCAAUGAAACUUUUGAUAUAUUUAACUAUUGCGGACAUAUUUAGUGCAAUAGGAUUCUUAUUUGGAGCCAUUCGUUUUCUGUAUGGUGACGACAUCAGUCCAGAGAAAGUUUUAGCAUGCCAUAAAGGAAAUGAUUCCGGUUGUAUUGCGCAAAGUUUUCUGACCACGAUGUCUAGUAUGUCUUCUUUUUGGUGGACGUCAAUUAUUGCAUUCCAUCUUUUAUGGAAUUCUACAGACAAAGAAGGAAGCUGCAACCAACCAAAACAAGCCAGAAAGGAUAAUAUCCAAAUGUUCGUUUAUCAUUUACUUAGCUGGGCAGUACCAGGAGCCAUCACUAUUACAGCAAUGGCCAAGGGAAUUCUGGGAUCAGAUUUAUCUGUAGGAUCAGGUGCAUGGUGCUGGAUUUCUGCUUGUCUGUCUGAUAAUGAAAGAACCAUAUGGAUGGCUGUUUCAGGAAAAGGAUGGGAAAUAUUGAUGUAUUUUUCUUGCCUUGGCUUUUACAUGCUCCUGAAAUUUCGACAAAAGUGUGCCAUGAUCCGAUCAAAACGGAAACAUGCACAAGUAGAUAGUUCAACACCGUUAAUUCCAUCAUCAAAUCGUCCAAAUGAAGACAUUAGAUUUAUGUAUUUAUGGUUGAUUGAAUUGUGUUUGAGAUGUUUUGGGACUGUUCGAUUUAUAAUGGCAGCUAUAAAAAGACAUACUGGAUACAGAUCGGUUCACUAUGAAGAUGUAGACAUUUAUUUAAUGCAUUUUCAAUGUUUCGGUGACAGUGCUCAAGCUUUUUGUUCUUGCUUAAUAUUUUUUGGCUUUCGAUGAAAUAUUCUACACGAUUAUA
Molecule: messenger RNA, 2518 nt
Organism: Mytilus trossulus (common blue mussel)
Lineage: Eukaryota; Metazoa; Mollusca; Bivalvia; Mytilida; Mytilidae
Product: G-protein coupled receptor 157-like
Exons: 3
Coding region: 1522-2499 (325 amino acids)
Biological process (GO): adenylate cyclase-activating G protein-coupled receptor signaling pathway; cell surface receptor signaling pathway
Cellular component (GO): plasma membrane
Molecular function (GO): G protein-coupled receptor activity
Source: RefSeq, a predicted model, not a curated record